Molecule: messenger RNA, 2419 nt
Organism: Gavia stellata (red-throated loon)
Lineage: Eukaryota; Metazoa; Chordata; Aves; Gaviiformes; Gaviidae
Gene: RUNDC1
Product: RUN domain containing 1
Exons: 5
Coding region: 1-1674 (557 amino acids)
Source: RefSeq, a predicted model, not a curated record
AUGGAGGCGGAGGGCGGCCCGCUGGGCCCAGGGGAGCGCUGGGCGCCCGUGGGUGCCGUGUCGGCGACGACGGAGGAGGACGACGACGACGACGGUGAUGAGGAGGCGGCGGCGGCAGCGGCGGGCGGGUCGCCGCAGUCGGUGCCGCGGCUGCGGGCCGAGCGGCGCCGCCUGCACGGGGCGCUGCUGGCGCUGGCCUCGCACUUCGCCCAGGUGCAGUUCCGGCUGCGGCAGGUGGCGCGGGCCGGGCCGGCCGAGCAGCAGCGCCUGCUCCGCGACCUGGAGGACUUCGCCUUCCGCGGCUGCCCCGCGCCGCUGGCCCACGGCCUCGGCGGCGCCCCGAGUGAGCGAGAGAAGCAGGAGCAAAUUGAGGUCCAGAAGGCAAAGCAGAGAGAGCUGAUCCUGCAGCUCAAGACACAGCUGGAUGACCUGGAGACGUUUGCUUACCAGGAGGGCAGCUAUGACUCUCUGCCACAGUCUGUGGUUAUGGAAAGACAACGGAUGAUUAUAAAUGAGUUGAUAAAGAAGCUGGACAUGGACUUGAGUGAAGAUAUUGCAACGCUUUCUCCAGAGGAAUUGCGACAGCGUGUGGAUGCUGCCAUAGCACAAAUUGUUAAUCCAGCCAGGGUGAAGGAGCAGCUGGUGGAACAACUGAAGACACAGAUAAGGGACCUCGAAAUGUUCAUCAACUUCAUCCAGGAUGAAGUUGGAAGCUCUGGUAAGGCAGAAGAUGGACACUGUGAAUGUGCAGGCAGAAAAGAUGGCGGUGGCUCCCACAAACCAAAUACACGGCCUUCUGGAAAUAGAGUGAACCCAGAAGAUGCCAGAAAGAUGCGAGAAACGGGCCUGCACCUCAUGCGUCGCAUGCUUGCUGUGCUACAAAUAUUUGCUCUCAGUCAGUUUGGUUGUGCUACUGGUCAGAUUCCUCGCACCCUCUGGCAGAAGGACCAAGCCAACAAGGACUAUUCCCCCUUAAUUAAGAAACUGGAGUUGUCAGUAGAGCGGGUGAGGCAGCUAGCUAUGAAACACCAGCAGGAAGACCACGUUAUCAGUUCCUCUGAUCUGCAGGACAUUCCCUUAGGAGGCAGAGAUGACCUGACUCUAGCUGUGCGGAAGGAGUUGACUAUUGCUUUGCGAGACCUGAUGGCUCACGGGCUCUAUGCCUCUUCUCAAGGAAUGAGCCUGGUAUUGGCACCCAUUGCGUGCUUGAUUCCUGCGUUCACCUCAUCCCCGCAGACCAUGCACCCCUGGGAACUCUUUGUGAAGUAUUACAACACUAAGAAUGGACAAGCCUUCAUGGAAUCCCCGGCUCGCAAGCUCUCCCAGUCCUUUGCCUUGCCCGUGACAGGAGGAGUGGCCAUUACCCCCAAACAGAGCCUGCUGACAGCAAUUCACACUGUCCUCACGGAGCAUGACCCCUUCAAGCGCAGUGCGGACUCUGAACUGAAAGCUCUGGUGUGUAUGGCACUAAAUGAGCAGCGUCUAGUCUCCUGGGUAAAUCUGAUCUGCAAAUCUGGAGCUCUGGUACAAUCCCACUACCAGCCAUGGAGCUACAUGGCAAACACAGGCUUUGAGAGUGCACUCAAUGUUCUCAGUCGCCUGAGCAACUUGAAAUUCAACCUCCCGGUUGACCUGGCUGUCCGGCAGCUGAAAAACAUCAAAGAUGCUUUUUGAUGUAAUUUUUAUUGUAGAUCAUCCAUUUUCCACAAGUAGGCAGCUGUUGGGCUCAAGAAGCCUGGCUGUUUUAAGGCCAAGUUUAGCUCUUUGAUAUUUGCUUUUAGGGAAAUCUUACAGUGUCUUGAUGCUGGAGAUCUGUGUUUUACAAGGCUGCCACUGUAAAGCUGCUGGAGGUUGUGUGCUGUACAGCACCUCACCCUGCCCCUGUUAACGCUGCUCUGAAGAGCUAACCUGCUUCGCUGGUGGGCAGAUGCCAGUGAGCGUUCAGUGUGUGGGGCUGGCUGCCCUGAGUGUGGUGGAGGCCUGGCCACAGAGCCUACGUGUGGGGGAAGGCCCCUUAGAACGUGCAGCUUAGCUCUUGUGCUGCAUCCGUGUGGUUAUUUCUCAAAGGUUGUGGUCUAAGUGACGCCCCUACGAGACACCUGUCACAGCAGUGUGAGGCAGGCUGGCAGGCGUUUGGUUGCCCCAGGGUUGCCUGCUGGCGAGUGAUUUGCCCUCCCCAGUAUGAAUGUAUGAAACUGGGGCAGAUCUGCCAAGCGGCGGGCGCAGGGGGCUGCGCUGCACCAGCGCCGGCAGCUCGGCAAUCCACAGAAGCAGCCUCAUUCUUCAGGCCAGGUGAGGGGCUGGCGCCGUGACUUUGUCCAGCAAUCCCAGAGUUCCUUUUCAGAAGCUUUUGUGCAAUGGUGAGUGCGCCAGCAGCCUGGUGUUGUAUAGGGGAUGCAUUAAAUUGCUUUAGCACGUG